UGCGCCAUCUACUGGCGUGUCGCUAGCGACUUCCGGCUUCCUCUCCGUUUACUGGGCUUAAGUUUGGCUUCCUGGUGCCCAGUGGGCUCCAAGAAGUCAUCAAGCAUGGACUUUGAGGGGCUCUUCGACGAGAGGAAUUUCACCUUUUCUGAUUUCCAGGAGUUCACGUUUCUUCCAGGUCAUCAGAAAUUAUCAGAAAGGGUCCGUAAACGCUUGUACUAUGGUCUGGAUACAGAUGUUACACUAGAUGCACUUUCUUGUCCUGUUACAGAUAUUGCAGUAGAACUUCUUCAAAAGUCAGCACCAAGUCCAAUCCGGAAACUUCAAAAGAAGUAUGCAGCACAUGUGGCAAGGGAAGCAUGCAUUUCUCCUUGUGCAAUGAUGCUUGCUUUGGUUUAUAUUGAAAGAUUGAGACACAGAAACCCUGAAUACCUACAACAGAUUUCCUCAUCUGAUCUUUUUCUUAUCUCUAUGAUGGUUGCCAGUAAAUAUCUAUAUGAUGAAGGUGAAGAAGAAGAGGUCUUCAAUGAUGAAUGGGGUGCUGCUGGAAAACAGGAUGUCCAAACAGUGAACAGCUUAGAAAUGAAUUUCCUUAAAGCCAUAGAUUGGAGGCUUUAUGCAGAUCCAGAUGAGUUUUUUGACAUAUUAACUCGACUUGAAUCAUGCGUUGCAGAAAAGCAGGGCUUAAAGCGUGGAUGGUUUACUUACACAGAUAUCUGCGUGCUUCUGGAACAGUUGGUGUGGCAAGAAGCAUUUGCUCACAUGUACAAGCAUUUGACAAAGCUCACAUGCUUGUUCAGUCUGGUUUACCUCACAAGUGUGGCAGGUUUGAUUGCCUCUGCAGCAGUUCUGCAGCAGCUGAGCUUCAUGGAAAAAGCCUCCGGUGUACUUUCUCAUCAAAGCUGUUCUUUGGAGCAGUAUAAAACAGCACAUCUUCAAGCUCCAGGUCAUGAGAUACUACCUCAGCAGUUAAUUUUCUCACCACCUAAAAUUAACUGCUGUAUACUGGGAAAUGAAAGUCAAGGCAAACAUGGCUAUGUUACUCCUACCACAGCAGUAUGUUUCUGGGGUUCAUUUUUCACAACAGUCACAUACUUUUCUGGAGGGAAACCUUUGGGCAAAUUUUUCAAGCAUACACCAUACUGCCCUAACUGUCUGAAGGUACAUAAAGAAAGUGGACAGUCAUCAAGAUGCAUAAGGCAAAAUGCUACACUGGUGAGCAUUUACCCUAAACGCAAUACUUACGAAGCAAAUUCGGUGAUGGAUUCUGGUGUAUCUCAAUAUAUUGUAAAGCCUCCUUUUAGUGCAAUGAAGGUUGGAUUCGAAGCCUCCAGGACAGUGGCAGAUCACCUUUAUGGUUACAUUUUCCCAGAGAUGAUGCAAAUUCCACAUUGCACAUUAAAAACAAGUACACUUUCUGAAAAUCAAUAUAUUUCAAUUCUGCCUACCUAGAUUUAUAUGACUGGUUCUAGCACUAAGAAUUCCUGGAAACACGUCAGAUUGUCUAUUGUUUUUACAUAAAAUGCAGUUCACCCUAAAAAUACAAAACAUUUUAAUUAAUCAUGUUUGUUAAUGUUUGUUUAGAAUUUUUGGGGUGGUUAUACCAUUGAGAGGAAAUGAAUCCUACUGCUCCUAAGCACAUAGAUUGUAUUUAAGUUGAUGUUGGGUCGAGUAAUAAUUACAAUGCACCUAACUUUAAAUUCGCUCUGAGCCUUAAUUAGAUCACACUUUAUAGGUCAUGUGAAAACGGAAACUUUGCUUGGAACGGAUUUGUUUCAGUGCAUGGCACUUUGUGUUUCCUGAGAUUUUGAGUUAUCAUUCAUUUCUAAACAUUAAUUUGAUGUAUGAGCCCACCUCUUUGCAGCUUGGCUCAUUUGAUCAGAUCAGGCAGCAUGUCUGUUUUUGAUUGCAUUAAAUAAAGGGAGUAUUUCUAGAUUAACAUACAAAUAUUUUAGUAUCUGAAUAUUUUAGAACACAUAUAUUACCCAGCAGACUCUUCAUGUGCAUAACCAAAGUAUUUUAUGGUUUUCUGCACUGAUCACUUUUGCUAGUACUCUUCACUGGUAUGAUGGUAAUCUCUUGUAUAAUAAACUUGUGUGAAAAGAGUGGAUGCAUUGAUUUAUUAGCAGUGCAUAAUUAGUAAAUUCCAACAUUUAAUGCUGAUAAACAUGGGCAUGUAGUGUUUUAUGUGUGACUCUACUGAGAUGUACUCAUUUGCAUAACCAUUUCAGCUUCCAUAUUCUAUUAAGUCUUAUUUCUAUAUGAAGAAAUUUUCCACUCUUAUGAGUGUGUGAAAUAAAUUUGGUAGUGUGUGAAAUAAAUAUAGGUGUUGAACCAGAACCUUAGUUACAGGCUCAAGUCCUAGUGAAUGUUUUGUAAAGGUAACAUAUAGGACAGUGGAUUUUGGAAUGCACUUUGUUGGGUAUGGGGGUUUAUACUGUAAUGCAUCUUAGAAGGUAAAAAGCUAAUGGAAGAUGCACAACGCAAGCAGUAUUCUUGGACCUGCCUUGUGUGGUGUCUUUCUGAUGUAGUGCUCCCCACUGUAUAUAAAAAUGUGCUGUGCCCCAAGUGGUGUAGGAUGGUAAAGCAUAAUCGGAGUUGGAAGAGAUGAUGAAAGAAAAGGUGGAAGAAUGAGUUGAGUAAAUAAUUGAGCUAGGAUGAACCAGCUGUAUGCUGCACAAUCCUUUUCAAAGUGUCUGCCAUCAUUAUUGGUCGGCCUAAGUAAGGUAUAACUUUGUAGUCCUUAAGUCAUGAUGUGGGACAUGAAUGCAUACUAUUUUUAUUUUAAAGUAUGUGAUAGCUGGUAAAAUGUAAGGUGAUAGUAAAUAUUGAGUUAAUUGUCUCAGAGUAGUAUUGUUAAGCAGUUUAUUUUAUUUUAAUUAGUGUCCCUAUGGAUCCAGAGGUUUCUGAACUUUUUUUUAGCUAUGGGCCGGGCAUUGCAUGUGUAAUAUUUUCAGACCAAAUGAGUGUGUUUUUU
Messenger RNA from Erpetoichthys calabaricus (reedfish), 2977 nucleotides. RefSeq names its product cyclin Pas1/PHO80 domain containing 1 (gene cnppd1). Gene Ontology annotation, biological process: regulation of cyclin-dependent protein serine/threonine kinase activity. NCBI's taxonomy places the organism in Eukaryota, Metazoa, Chordata, Cladistia, Polypteriformes, Polypteridae. Gene Ontology annotation, cellular component: cyclin-dependent protein kinase holoenzyme complex; nucleus. The record is from RefSeq and is a predicted model, not a curated record. Bases 106 to 1452 code for a protein of 448 amino acids. The transcript has 8 exons. Gene Ontology annotation, molecular function: protein kinase binding; cyclin-dependent protein serine/threonine kinase regulator activity.